This is a messenger RNA of Vespa crabro (European hornet), 1776 nucleotides long. Its product is annotated as lysM and putative peptidoglycan-binding domain-containing protein 3. The transcript has 3 exons. The record is from RefSeq and is a predicted model, not a curated record. Lineage: Eukaryota; Metazoa; Arthropoda; Insecta; Hymenoptera; Vespidae. Bases 149 to 871 code for a protein of 240 amino acids.
CAAAAAAAAUAUCAAGUAUUAGCAAUGAUCCCUGUCAAAAGAAUAAUAUACUUUUGAAUAACGCAUAUACUGAUCGUUAGAUAAUAAUACAUAAGUGUACAUUUACAUAUGAGUAAUAGACGGACGGUAUAUUAAAUUUGAGACACAAAUGGUAUAUCAGCGUGGAAAUCAGAAGGAAGGCUCUCCGCAUUAUGUAUUUCUUUAUUCGGAUGAUGAAAAUAGCGGAGACGAGGAAAAUUUUCCUUUACAGCUGCGCACCGAUUCUACAUCUUCCCCGCGAAAAGUGGAAGUGAUAAAUGUUUUAAUCAAACCGGAGGAUACAUUGCAAGCAUUAGCGCUUCGAUAUAGGUGCACGAUAUCAGAAUUGAAAAGAAUCAAUAAGAUUCACAAAGAGAAUGAGAUAUAUGCUCGAAGAUCUAUAAAAGUGCCAAUUCAACCAUUUUCUAUUUUAACAGAAAAUUUAGAUAAAACUUCUGACAUAAGCGAAGAAAAAUUAGAUACUACUGUACAAUCUGAAUCAGGAACUAUCGCAAGAGUACAACCAUCAAUAAAUUUAGUAAAUGUUUCUGUACCUAUUGAUCUUCCUCAAACAGAAAUUAAUAAUAUUAUACUUAAUUCGGUAUGUGAACCUUUAGCAUCGUAUAAAUCAAAUAAUUUACCGGAAACAUCUUAUACAGAAUACGAUCAAUUACUUAAUUCAACAGAAAGUGAGGUAAUAGAAUCACAUUUCAUGGACACAUUUAAAUGUUCUGGUGAUGAUUGCGGUUUAUCAUGGACACAACUUUUAGGAGUUUCUCUGCUCCUAGGUUUUGCUGGUCCUAUUAUAUACAUAUUGUAUAUAGCCGAAUAUUCUACUAAAACAAAUCAUUAAAGUAACAUAGAUUAUAGAAAUAUAAUGAAAACAGCAUAUUUAACGUAUCUUUGUGAUAAUAGAAAUUCUUGGAAUAAUAUGCAAAUUGCAUUAUUUUAAAGGAUUAAGAUUAAUAUGAAAAAAAAAAAAACAAAAAACAAAAAUUAUCCAUAUACGAGUUUACUGACAUUUUAUAAAGUAUGAAUUUUUAUAUCGAUCAUAUAUGGAUUGAUAUAAAGAUAAAAACUAACGAAAGUAUAAACCGUACGGAUUUAUUAGAUUAUAAAUUUUAAAUUGAUAAUAUGAGAAGUUAACAUUGUAAUUUAGGUAACUAUCUAAAUGUCAAUUUGAUUUGAAUCAUUAUUGAAUUUAGCCUGAAAAAAAAAAAGAAAUCAUAUCAUAAAACAAUAUUCUCUUACAAAUCAAUAUCGUGGAAGAAAAAAAAAGCAAAUAUAAAAUCUAUAUUAUAUAGUUUGUGAAUGCCCAGUGUUAGUUGUUUAUAUCUAUUCUAAGUACAUGAGAUUUAGAGAUUAGAAUCUCUAUAUAAUAAUUACUAAAAGAAGUGCCUUUAUAUUAUAUCUCAAUUGAUAAAAGAAUAUGCUAUUAUAUUUACUUUUAGUCAAAAAUCUCUGAUCUACAUCCUGCAGAUUUUUUAUAACAUUGUAUAUCCAAUUAAAAUUCUAUUUUAAAAUUAAAUUUAAUUUACAUAAUUGUAUUGCAAUGAUUUAUAAUUAAAAAACAAAAAAAAAAAACAAAAAAAAAACAAAAAAAAAACAAAAAAAUAGUAAUAUUUUUUCAAAGUAAUAUGCAAUAAUUUAAUUAAUUACAACAAUAGAUGUUUUUGCUAGGCUGCUUUAUCGAAACCUAUGAUAUUAUAAAAUAUUACUUUGAUAUGAUAAACUUUUAUAUUAUUAUUAAGAAAAAUA